AUGGAGCACUUGAGGGAUCCUGCAGCCCACCCUUUAAAGAUCGCCUCGAAUCUGGUCUCUCCUGAUCACUUUCUCUUCCAUUCUAAACUAUCGGGGCCACCGGCUUCCAAAGUUCCACAGAAAAUGGACAAAUCUCAGCAACCCAGUUCCUUCCAGCAGCUGGAAAAGCUCGGCGAAGGCACUUAUGCUACCGUCUUUAAAGGGCGCAAUCGCCAAACCGGUGAAAUGGUGGCGCUGAAGGAAAUUCACUUAGAUUCGGAGGAGGGAACGCCAUCGACUGCAAUCCGUGAGAUCUCGCUCAUGAAGGAGCUGAAGCACGAGAGUAUUGUCUCGCUCUACGAUGUCAUCCACACGGAAAACAAACUCAUGCUUGUUUUUGAGUUCAUGGACAGAGAUUUGAAGAGAUACAUGGACACCCGCGGUGACCGUGGACAGCUGGAUCCUGCCACAGUGAAAUCUUUCAUGCACCAGCUUCUCAAGGGCAUCGCCUUCUGCCAUGACAACCGAGUCCUCCACCGCGAUCUGAAGCCACAGAACCUCCUGAUAAAUAAGAAGGGCCAACUCAAGCUGGGUGACUUUGGAUUGGCACGCGCAUUCGGCAUCCCGGUUAAUACAUUCUCCAACGAAGUCGUCACUCUGUGGUACCGCGCACCGGACGUCCUCCUCGGGAGUCGCACCUAUAACACCAGCAUUGACAUCUGGUCCGCUGGCUGCAUCAUGGCAGAGAUGUACACGGGCCGUCCACUUUUCCCCGGCACCACCAACGAGGAUCAGUUGAUCAAGAUCUUCCGUCUGAUGGGCACACCAUCCGAACGUACAUGGCCCGGCAUCUCGCAGCUGCCAGAAUACAAGUCCGACUUCCAAAUCUAUGCCACGCAGGAUCUGUCGCUGAUCAUCCCCCAAAUGGAUGCUAUCGGGAUGGAUCUGUUGAACCGUAUGCUCCAACUCCGUCCAGAGAUGCGCAUCAGCGCCAACGAGGCCCUGCAGCACCCGUGGUUCCAUGAUCUGCCUCAGAUCCAAGCUAAAUUGCAGCAGCAACACCAGCAGCAGCAGCAGAUGGCUGGAUAUGGAGGCAUGAUCCCCCCGCAGCCCGCUUAUUAG
This is a messenger RNA of Penicillium egyptiacum, 1101 nucleotides long. The record is from the annotation of a GenBank genome assembly. NCBI's taxonomy places the organism in Eukaryota, Fungi, Ascomycota, Eurotiomycetes, Eurotiales, Aspergillaceae.